CGAAGCAACUUGUCAUACACGCGUCAGAGCUGAAAUUUUUAGUAAUUUGGAGCUGAUUUUAUGACUAACAAUGAAAAAUAAUUGACAGUUAGUUGUUGGUUAGUUAUGCCUUUUUCUAAGGAUAUUGCUUUAGAUAUAUUAGGAUUACCAUCAUUUGCUACAGCGGAUGAUAUUGUGUUUCGAUAUAAAGUUUUAUCUUUGAUGUGGUAUCCUGAAAAUCACCAUAAUCGAGAAUUUGCUUUGCAUGAAUUUAGUAACGUUAGUGAAGCAGCUGUGAGACUAAUUUUUCCUGAAAAAGAUUUACCCAGAAAAUUGACUUUGCCAGAAAUGUAUGGAUUUUUCCAGUAUAUCUUCUUUAGAAAUAAAGAUAAGGAUAAAGAUAGCUGUGAGUAUGUGAGUGAUGACAGCUCUGUGACAGUUGAAGAGGCUGACAUAGUAAAAGAAAUUCAGGCUGAUGGCAAUGCAACAGAAUUGAUAAUGGAAGAAGAGCGUGAAAAAAAUAAAGCAGAAAAAAGGAGAGCUAAAAAGAAAAGAAGGAAGGAAAGGAAAAAAAUGGAAAAAUUAGAAAAGGAAACAAAACCUGAAAAGAAGAGUGCUACAUCUAAAACCAAGACACCCAAGUCAGUUAAUAAACAGAAACCUCAAGAGCCUAAAUCAUCGGAAUCAGAGGAAGAUUUUGACACAUCUAGUGCCUUUGUUUCGGUGGUAGCUAGAAAACAUAAAAAAGUUCCUGAAACCGUAGAGAUAAAAGAAAAUAAAAAACGUUCUAAUUCGGCACUUCCCAAAGAAGAUCCUCAGUCUGUAGUUUUACGAAGCAGGCAGCUGGCAGUGCGUGGGAAUGAAAUGGCAAAUUUAGGUUAUUAUUCUGAAGCUGCAGAGUUGUUUUCUGAAUCCAUUAAAUUAGAUCCAACAGAUCACAGGUUUUAUGGUAAUCGCUCAUAUUGUUAUGAUCGUCUUACUUUGUAUGAAAAAGCAUUAAAAGAUGCAGAAAAAGCUAUUGCAUUAUCUCCUGUAUGGCCUAAAGGAUAUUUUAGAAAAGGAAGAGCGUUAUUGGGUUUAAAAAAAUAUGCGUUAGCUGAACAGUGUUUUGUUGAAGUAAUGAAGCUUGAUAAUGAUUGUGUGGAUGCAAUAACUGAAUUACAUAAAGCAAAAGUUUUGCAAAUAAUGGAAAAAGGAUUUUCUAAAGAACAUGCAGAAGCUGCUAUUUCAACUUGUAGUACUGUUGCUGAAGCCUUGAACUUUUUACGAGUUAAUGGGACUUCAAGAUUACCUGUAAGAAGUGACACAGACAUUUUUAUAUCUGAUGAUGAAAGUGAUGUAGUUUGGAAGGCUGUCAAUAAACCAAAAACUCCACAACAGGCAUAUGAUAUAAAAAUGGAUCCCAAUAAUCCAGAAGGGCACAAUUCUUUAUGGAUUGGGAAUGUCCAAGAAGAUGUAACAGAAAAAAAAUUAAUUCAGAUGUUUGGAAAAUAUGGUGAACUGUUAAGUGUCAAAAUAAUGCCUGAAAAAUUCUGUGCAUUUGUAAAUUAUAAACUCAAAUCAUCACCUGGCAAGGCAAUGCAAGCAUAUCAGGGUUAUGAAUUGAGUGGAUAUAAACUUGUAAUUAGAUUUCCAAAUCUGCCUGGAGAAACAACUGUGAAGAAAAAACCUGUAGCAGCUGCACAAGAAAAGAAACAAACAGGCCCAGCAAAUGGUAAUGAAUGUUAUUUUUGGCGCACAACAGGUUGUGUUCAUGGUCCAAAUUGUCGCUAUCAACAUGUGAAAGAACAUAAAGGCAUUGAUAAAAAAUAAAGGCUGAUUUCUUGAUUACAUCAUGAUAGAGAAAAUGAUUUGAACUGGGUUUUUAUAACUAUUGAUCUGGAGACUUAAUUUUAUGAAUAGAUUCUGAAGACAUUAUUGUAAAAAUAUAUGCAUAUAUGCUCAGACAGCUACUGAUGCUUUUUUUGCAUACUUGAUUAGUAUAUUGGUAAUUUGGUAAAUGUCUUUGAUGUACUGAAAAAUAAAGCUGAAUUGUUAGUUUUUCGGAAAUUAUUACAUGUUAUAUUGCUGAUUUAUAAAUUCAAGUUUUUAUUUUUUUUUAUUAUUAUUAUUACUCAUUGCUUUUAUGGUUGAAAUUAUAUUGAUCAGAAUGUCAAAGACUACAUUUACUAAUUCAUUUAAGAAUUUGUCGAUUUGUGAAAAAUUUGCAUGUAUGCUAAUUAUAAUGUUAUUUUAGUUUUAUAUUAUUUUUUAAUGUUUUCAUCUUAUUUUUUAUGUUGCCAAUGAUUUGAUUCCUUUUUAAAGUGUCCAUUUUUGUAAUUGUGCAUUUAGCCAUUAAACAUAAUGUACUUUUCAAGAAUGAUGAUGAUUUCCUACAAUGUAUUUGUAAAUAGUUAUAUUUCUCAAAUUGAUUUUAUCCAUUUCUUUUGUUGUAAGAUAUUUCCAUCUCUCAAUGUAUAAUGUGUGUUUGUUGUUGUUGUCAGAUGAAUUACUUUUUACCACUCCAAUUCGUAAGUCGUGUUGAAGUUUUUAAAUUUUGUAACUAUCUUGCAGAACUGUUGGCAGUGGCUUGAAAUUUUUCUAAGAACCAAAAUUUAUUAAUAAAAAAUGCGAUUUUAAGCUGUAAGAUAUAUAUCUUGCGCAGUGUCAUUUUAUAUUAAAAAAAAUUAAAUCUUACAAUUUUGCAGGCUUGCUAAAAUCAUUAGUUAAUUGUUGAUUCCAUCAUCUAUGAAUUCAGUUUUUUUAUUAAUGCAUGCACAUUACUAUUUCUAUACACUGCUUGAUUUCUAUACAUUUUAUAAUGUUCAAUGACUAUUGCUUAUUAUUUAUUUUCUUUUAUUAAUGCUUUAUUGACAAUAUCAAUCUUGAUAGCCGAAGAAUGAAUUAUUUUGUAUUAUACAUAUUUUUAAAAGAUACCAAUUCACAUUUAUAAUAUCUUUUGGAUCUGCUGGAAAGUUGUUUGCUACCAUGAUCUGUAUGUAGUUAAACGAGAAUUCAGUCUUGCAUUUGAAAAUCGGUAAAGUAUUUUUUUCUCUUAUUUUAUCAUGCUUUUAUUGUUAGCUGGCGUGUUUCAAUUUUUUCUUAAAUAUAUAUCAUUUCUUCGUAAAAAUCAUUUGUUCUAUUUCUCAUUGAUUUAGAAGAAUUAUAAUUACUUAUUUGCAUUUAUAAAUCAGGUUAAUUCAAUAAACUUGUCUAAAUUAUACAUUAUUGUGUGCAAUGAAAUAGAUCACACAUUUCUAUUAUGUAUGCUUUAUGCAACUAAUGUUUAUGCUGAUAAUACCUAUAUGGUAAUUCAUUCUGUGCCAUACAUUAUGUUAUUUUAUCAUUGUUGUGGCACUGUAUAGGAAACUAAACUAUUAAGGUAUUGAUGAACGAUGUAACAUAUGUUCAUAUGCAUUUUGAAUUUCAUUGUAAAGAAUAUCAAUUAUUGGUGUUUAAGACAAAUUCUGUGUGAAUAUAUCAAUUACUUUUAAAUAUAUUUAGAUCAUUCGUAGGAAUUUUUAAAUGGGCAUGUUGACCCAUUUAAAAAUAACCCAAUUUGUGCUGUAUUAUUAAUGUGAAUUGUUAUUGACUGGUGCAACUGAUGCGUGCAUCUUUAGUUCUUGCUUUGCCCUUGAAUAAGUUCACAAAUUCACAAUAUAUUCACCCUUUGGUAAUCCCCUAAAAAAUUAAUAACCAGUAUCACGUUAAUAGUGGCUAAUUCGGCAGUGCAAUAGAAUAUCAUUCAGAAGAAUUUCUCAACUUUAGUACCACUGUAUAGGUACUGAUUCCAUUGCCAUUUUAUGGUUCCUUUUUUAUCAUUGAAAUAUAAUGAUGCUACAAUAAAUUAAUAACCUAGGAAACAAAUUCUAUUAAGAAGGUGUUUUUUUUUAAGAAGGCUUUUCUUUUCUAUUAAUAAGGUGUUUUUGCAAAAUUAUUUCACUUUUUUUUUUUUUUUUUUAAUUUUUAGACAAAAAUUUCACUGCAGACAUCAAAAAUGAGUGACAAUGUUUAUAGACUAGCACCAUUUACUUACAAGAGCUUACUAAUAACAGAAUUUACCUAAAGAUACAGAUUUUUAAAAAUUUCUUACAUAAAUUUUUCAAAAAUUUCAUGUUUAUUAUAGAUGAUAUUGCUUGGGUGAGUCAAUACAGAUGAUGCACUGAGAAUUUUUUAAAACUCUUGUCAAUAAGGAUGUGUAAGUUCUAUUCAUAAAUAAAACAAAUCCAUGAAAAUUUUGCUGAUGUUUUGGAAAAAGAGGUAAUUUUGCUUCAAAUUGUAAAAUCACUUUCAUGCCUAAAAUUUCAUCUGAAACUUUUUGAAAAUUCUAUGGCUUAUAAAUUUAUUAAAAUCUCAAAUGUAUCAAAAUGACAUACAGUUAACUACUUAACUGUUUAUGUGUCAUUGGUGCAUUGAACUAUCAUAUUUUGGAACAUUUAUAAACAUAAUUCAAUGCAAAAAUGGUUUGGAAUAUGCAGACAUCUUGAAGUUUUUUGAACUCUAAAUUGAUGGUGAAAAAACCCCCAUCAAAAUAUUAUUUUAAAUGUUAUUUUUUUGUAUUAUAUAAUUAUAUAAUAAUUUAAUGCUUUGUUGAAAUUGUCAAGAACCCAAAUCUUCUAUCUUUACAAAUUAUUAGUUUGUUCUUAGUGUAAAUGCAUUUCAUCUUUGUAUUAACUUAGUUUACAGACAUUGCCUUUUAAACUGAACAAUUUAAAUAAAUUUAUUCUUAAUCCUUUGACUAAUGCAUACAGUCUCAUUGAAUUAUAUAUAUGUAUUUAUUUUUUUUAAAGUUUUGUAACUAAUGUAAAUUUGUAGUCACUAAUUUCAAAGCAGCAUGGUUAAUUUAGGAAACAAAAUUCUUUUAAGACAUUUAAAUGAAUUGACUGUUUUUGUUUUUUUGAAUUUAAAGUAUUUUAUCUCCCUCUACAGGUAUUUAAAGCUUAAAAUAGAAUAUUUUAUCUAAUUGUGUUAUAUCAGAUUGAAAUAUUUCUUCCCCUCCCUUUCUUAUUUCUUUUUUCAACCAAAACAAGUUUUCCCCAUUUUUAGCUGAUGAUUUUUAUUACUUGCAAUAUGCAUCUUACAGAAAUAAAGAAUAAAGCUAUAAUUUAUAGUUAACACAAAACAUAAUUCAAUGCAAUUAUUUGAUUGAAUGAAUUGCUUUGCUGAAAACUUAUGUUAUAACUUUAUAUUUUUCUAUAUCUUUGUGGAUCUAUUUUGUGGAGACCUGGAAAAUUGUACCUUAAGAGAUGAAUGACUUUUAAAUUAGCCUUGUUUGUAGUCUACUUAAGUAUAUGAAUAGUUUAGAAUUGGCAAAGGAGUUGAUUAAUGUCUGAAGUUUAUUUACAUUGCAUUGUUUGUGUACUUAUUAUGAAUUGUUUUUGUUCAUGGUAAAAGUAUAGCAUAUAUAAAAUCUAUAAUAUAAUAUGAUCUAAAAAUAAAUAAAAAAAUAUCUGACCAAUAAUUCUAUUAUUAAAAAAAUCCUUGUUAACAAUAAUAAUCUAAAAGAUACGAAAUCUGGUAAUUUUUUGGAAUUGGACUAUUUGUAAUUCCACUACAAUUAUUAAAAGGAGUGGUGGAAUAAAUAGAUAUGUUUUUUCCCCCGUUCUUUUUAAUAUUUCUAUUGAAAUAUAUUUGGCUAUAUAAAUUUUGCAUUUAAACCUUUUCAAACAGUAUCUUUUUUAAACACUGUUUAUCAAUGUACAAUCAAUAAGGAAAUAUUCCCUGCUUUUAUGCAUGUACCAGGGGUUAUUUAUUUUGCCAAAAUAAAGGUUAAGUGAAAGAAAAUGCUCUAAUGGGAUGGAAGUUAAAUUCAAAAUCUAACAAAAAUUUCUAGAGAUAUGCCAUUUUUGCUGUGCAUUAUCCUUUUGUGGAGUAAAAUCAUUCAAAACUGUUAGUCUUAGAAUUCUGAAAUGAACAGUAUAUUUGGAUAUAUUGAUAUACAAAUAAUUCCACAUUAUUGAAUCUUAUUCUUUGUACAUUCUGAUUUAUUUGAAUCUUUUUUUUUUAUGUUGAGAAAAGAAACAUAUGUUUUAGAAUUUCUCCUUUUAAGACCAUCAGAAAUAUAUAGGCCACAAAAUCAAAAAAGAUUUGACCCCUUGAAAAGAUUUUCAGUCAUAAAAUUCCCAUUAAUCUUCUUUUAAUUACUGUUAAUAAUGCUUUGUUCAGUCGUGGUAGGUGGUCAGCUGUAUACGAAAAGAAAAAGUCUUCUUUAAAUCUUUCAUUGUAUUUCUGAAAAGUUCUAUGCCAAUUAAAAUUCUGCUUUAUUUAAACUUUUAUCAGAUGUUAAAUGAUUUCAUAAGUAUAUUUAUAAAAGUACUCUUAAUAAAAAAUUGAAAUUGCCACAUUUUUAUUAAAUAUUACAGAAGUUAUGUAGAAUUUUAUUUAAAAAAAAUCUUGAAAAUAUUCUUUUGUUAAAUAGAAGCAAGAACUAGAGAAUACUCAGUGGCUCUACUAACUUAUCUGUCUGUUAAUUAACAUAUUGUGCACUAUUUGUAAUCUGUGUGUUAGUAAAAAUGUGACUGGUAGUUGUGUAAAAUGAUUUAAAAAAUAUGAAUGAAACUGUCAUUUGAUAUUUUAACAAGAUUUUUUUUCUCUUCAUUUUGUUUUUAUUCUCUCUUUUCCAACUCCUCCAUCAUUUUAUAGUCAUAUAUGUGAUAUAAUUUAUAUGUAAAGGAUCAAAGAAUAAAAGUUAUGCUUUGUGUUCCUUGUAAUUGAAUAGUGGUUUCUUAUUCUAAUGGUGAAACCAUUUUUUUUCUGCAGAAAUAUUCUGUGUACAAAAGAGUUUUGUGCAGUUCCAGUCGUUUGAUAUUUUAACUCAAAAUUUUCUUUUUCUUUUGUUUUUGUUCUCUUUUUUCCAGAUAAAAUGAGCAUAAACAGAAGGACAGCAAAAAAAAUAACUAAUGGAAUUAAUGAUAAAUAAAUGAAUAUUAACUGAUUUUUUUAAUAAUAUUUUAAUGAUAUGUUUCAAAUGAAGCUGAUUUUCUUAGUUGUUUUCUCAUUUAUAUUUUAAAUUCUGGCAAAUGUUUAUACCAUUUACUUUCAUGGCACCGAAGGUCAUUCAUGAGACCUCGCAGUUUAAGAAGCCAUGUUCUUAAUGUUAAAUGGAUGUUUAUUAAAAAAAAAAAAUCAUGAAUGUGAGUUAUACAGUUUUUGAAUAUUAUAAUUAAAUGUUAUACACAAUGGAUAAACUUGGUGUCUGUUUACCCCACAUUAGUAUCACCUGAAUAUUUCUUAUUGUUUGAUUGUAGCUUGCAUGUUAGGGCUGCAGAAUUGCAGCACCCUGUUCGAUUAUUUAAAUUUAUUUUUGUAUUAUUUGCUGAUUUGUUCUUCCUGAGAUUUUUAAGGCAUUUAUUAAUUGAAGAUAAAAGUAAUUUUUUAGGCACAUUAUAUAACAAUAGUUUGGUUGUAAAACUCUUCUAUCCUUCAGUCAAAAGACCAUUUUAAGCCUUUCUUUUAGAUAGCUCAAAAUCGCUGAGUGGGUAUAAGGAAAUAAGUAGGCAAGAAUGGUAUUUCUGUUUGUUUCUGGAGAUUGCAGAGCUUAUCAGGCCAUCCCCAAUAACUGAAACAAUCAAGAAUAUGCACUUUUUCCACUUCCUUCACCCAUUAAACAGUUUUCUUUGUUCUGUUUUUUAAAAAUCAUUCUGCUUUAAGAUUUGCUCAAAGAAGAGUGCUUUGUAGGUAUUACCCUAUUAGACAAAAUAUUGUGUGAUAUCAUCACAAUGUUGCUCUAUAUUUUGAAUACUGUACGAUAUUGUGAUCAUUUUGUGCUAAUAGAGCAUGCAUUUUUAACACGUUUCUCAAGGAUAUCGCUUUUAUUUUAAUAUUUAUAAUUCAUGCAUGCACAUUAAAUUUCGCUCAUGUGCAAAGCAGUUAAAAUGUUGAAAAGUGAGUUUUAAAAAUUGAAUAUCAUAAUUUGCACUAUAAUUAAAGACACUUUUAGAAAUAUUGCUACAACACUAUUAGUUUCUGAAUCAAUAUUUGCUGAUAUGGUUUGGAAAUAUCUACUGUUAUUAAAAAGAUAAAAUAAGCUCAUCAUCAUGAUCUAAUGGGUAAUACCUUAUGUUUUGUUGCUUGUCUUUACCACCAAAUAAUGAUUUUUUUUUUUUUUUUUUUUUUUUUUGAAAAUCCUUUCCCUCACUUCAAGGUCUGUUAAUAUUUUGAAAGAAGUAGGUUUGUUUAUAAAAGUAAUAUCAACAUUUUGAGUGCUAUUCACGAGCUUAGCGAAGUGUGUUGUACUUUUCAUUUUUGUUUCUUUUAUUGUAUCUGCAUUUUAUUUACCAGUGUAAUGCAUUUUUAUUUCAGUAUUCUUUGUGUUGUCUUUUGUUUUAUUCAAAGUAUCUUAAAAUGUAAAGCAAAUCUUAAAGAUUUUUUGUUUUUUAUAAAUGUGCCUUACUGUUCACUAAAGCUUAUUUUGAAACUUUGACCCUAGUAUUAAUAUUGUACA
Messenger RNA from Argiope bruennichi, 8401 nucleotides. Its product is annotated as tetratricopeptide repeat protein 12-like. Gene Ontology annotation, molecular function: protein binding; metal ion binding; RNA binding. NCBI's taxonomy places the organism in Eukaryota, Metazoa, Arthropoda, Arachnida, Araneae, Araneidae. The record is from RefSeq and is a predicted model, not a curated record. The transcript is spliced from 21 exons. The coding region runs from base 106 to 1791 and encodes 561 amino acids.